AUGGAAUCAUCUUCUUCACAACGACAGCAGCAGCAGCCUACGCCGAUAAAGCAGCAACCACCUUCCAAAGUCCGGAGUGUGCCUAUUCCGCAACCUUUGCUUGUCAAACGCCGUUCCAGUCGAACCUCUCUUUCCUCAUGUGACGAAUGGGCUGAUGCAACCGCUUCAUGUCAGUCUCCCAAUGUCUUGUCAAUGACACCUGCACGUCCCAACCCACCUUCUUCUCACAAUUCCUCACUUCAGCCUCCAUUGACCACCAAAUCGUCAUCGCCCAGUCUAAUUGCCAAGGCUGUAUCCACAGCGAGUCGUAACAAUAGUUUGAAAGGGUCCUCAAGCAUGAAGCAGCAAUCGAAUGACUUGACAGUGGUGACACAACAGCUUGCCAUGGAUGACAAAGGAGCAUUGGAUGACGGCAGCAACAACAGCAACAGCAGCAGCAGCAGCACCAACAACGUUAGCGUGAGUGGUGGUACGAGAUCUCCGCAACACAAGCAACAAGGCAACAAAUAUGCGAGUCCACCUGUGGGAAGUGCUGGACGUUACAGGCUAAAGACAAAGCAUGCUAGUUUGAUUGAUGCUACUGCAGCUGGUAUAUCACCAUCAUCACCUUCAAGUUCACCUACGGGAACAACGAGUAGUUCACCCUCAACACCCCUCUCGGUUCCUGAACGAAGACUCAAGGAUGUAACAACUUCAACAACAACAACAACGACAUCAACAUCCUCUUCACCACGACGAUCAGGUUCACUUUCACGUUUAAAAGAUGAUCCAUGGGAUUGGCAUCAUCAACAAAAGAUGAUAUGGCCUCACUCCUUCUCAUCAUCAUCGGGUAGUAGUGGAGCAGGCGAACGUGCAAGAACAGCUUCUAUAUCUUCCAUUGCCACUGAGGAUGAUUUCCCUUUUUAUUAUCAACCAUUGCAAUUACCAAGCACUGCUAUCAAAGGCAAAUCAGCAGCUGUUCGUCGUAAUAAACAAGGUGCAGAUACGACUCAUGCACGAUCCAAUAGUGGCUCCACAGCCGAUUCUGAUACCAAUGACAAGAUUCCUGCUUAUCGACUCUCUUUACAUUCACUCAUGCAACGUCAAUUAUCCAAUAAGAGCAACAACAAAGCCAACGAUGACGAACAUGAAUCAACAACCUAUUUGGAUGCUGACAAGGAUGUCGUCGAGAUGGAUCUUGAUGCGAUUAAUCACAACAACAACAACAACAAUGAAGCGAGCAGCUAUGAUCCUUGCAUUGCAUAUGACGGCGGAAAUGGGAUGGAUGGAGCAUUCGAGAAUCUAUCACCCUUGUAUCCAGCGCUGGUAUUGGCAGCCAACAGUUACAGUUGCUUUGGAUCAGAUUCGGUGCAACAUGUUUUACGACGUGAUUUGAAUGAUGACACUACUAUGCUACGUAACAUGGCUACGUUUGGAGAGAAUGACAUUGAUCAUCAGCGAUUUGAAGAUGACAUGUUCGCCAAACGAUUGUACAUUGCACGCAUGACCAAGUUACAAAGAUGGAAGCAUACAGGCACCGGGGAAAUGCCCAAACUCCCAUCAUCAUCAUUACCACCGCCACCAGUAUCCUCGAUCCCUAUGACUUAUUGUCGAUCCGCUACUGCCACGUUGAUCAAUCCUCAUCAUCACCCUACAACUGAUUGGACAAUGCAACAUCCCCUUGACUUGGAUGAGAUGCCAUGGACCGAUUGGACUACCUAUCUUGUGCUGGAUGAUUAUCAACCAUGUACACGUGACCUGAUAUUGCAUAAGCUAUUACCUUGGUGGGGUAAUGUGAAUGCCAACGUCAAGCAGUAUGCCGAACGACAACGUCAAGUGGCGUUUCAUAACAACAACCAUCGACGACAUUGGCCUGGCAAUGAAAAAUCAUCUACAGAUUCAACAUUACGACGAAGGAAACAACGUAGCUUAUCGGUGGAUGUCACUGAUCUCGCACGACGACUCACAUUAUUAGGCGGCAAUGGAGGAGGAGGAGGAGGAGGAGGACCACCACUACCUACAGCCAAUAGCAAUGUGACAUCUCCAAUGGUGAUCCCCACUUCAAAAGAAGAACGUUCAGGAUCACUUGUAUCAACAACUUCAGUUUUAUCCACAUCGACGUGUGCUACAGUGGGAUCACCUUUGCGACAAUGUUUUCGUCCUCCUUCUUAUUCAAAUGAUGAUGGGGGUCAUCCUAGCUUGAAACCUAAUUCGGCAUCUCCAGCAGCAGCAGACAUGGCAAUGGGUGGUAGCGGAUUCAGCUAUCAGACCGAGUAUCUACGCACAUCGGGUGAUCUUUUUGGUGUUCCUGAUCGUGCUUCAGAGGACAAGGCUGCAGUCAGAGCUCGUCAAAGUAUCAAAUCACGAUUGCAAUGUGCCAAAUCCAUGUGUGACAAUAUCCUACUCAACGUGAUGCAUGAAUUGAAUCUGUUUGUGGAAGAAGGAUUGCGCUAUGGUGAUGCCGAACAAGCACUUCAAGAUAAUGACGAUGAGGAUGAUGAUGAGAUUAAAGAGGAUGAUGAAGAAGAAACCAUGGAUACCUCCUCAGCAAUGAUGAGCGAUACAAUGCUAUUACACGAUAUGCAGCAGCAGCAAGAGAACGAUCAACAUCAUCAUCAUGCUAUGAACACGGCUUCUGAUCCUAUCAAUACACCAGCUCUUGCCAUGAUUGCAGAAGAUAGCUAUUCACCUACGCCCUUCAUCUUGACAUUGCAAGAGUUGGUGGGCCUGGCACAAAAGAUUCUCAGCACGCCAUUGGACGUAUUCUUGAGUGAACCACAAAAAUAUACGGCAUUGGUGCAGAGUAUACAAAGCUUGGGCGUUGAAUGGGAGCAACAUCUUGAAUGGCCUUGUCGAAAGUUGUACGUGCGUUUGUUGGUUGGUGUGGCAGCAUUCAACCGAGCAAUUGAAUGGUGGGAAGCCGAGCGUCGAUUUUGGUCUGCAGCAUGGCCAAAUAGUACUACGCCAUCCGAGCAACAGGAUCAUGAACGUGCCAUCAAUAGCAAAGAGGAUGAUAUGGAUUUGUUUACCAGCAACAACAACAACAACAAUUCAACCAAUGUGCCUUCAUCACGAUGCUCAUCAACUGCACCUGUGGAUUUGGAAGAGGAGGGAGAUAUUAGAAAUGAUGGGGAUUCCGAAGGCGAGGAGGAUCAGCAAUCAUCAGAGAGCGAAAUGAAUCUCAAGCAGUUGCAAGAGGCUAUUGAUCGUGGACAAAUGCAUACUAUCGUUAUGGAAAUUGGACUUGAUGCCGAUACGAUCCAAUACAUCAGUCCAAUAUGGCACAAUGUCACAGGGAUGGAUAUCGAUCGAGUGAUUGGGACCAAGAUCUCACGCAUGCUUGCAGAAGAAGACAUGGAUGUAUUUGAAGCUGCAACUUCCGAAUUACUUGACGAUGAUUCAAGGACGGUGGAGAUCCAGUUUACAGUGAUACGGCAGGAUCAAUCAGCAGCCAACGUUAUCCUUGAAGGCAAAGGAAUGCUUAUGCAUGACCACGUGACUGGAGAACCAAGCCAUACUAUGUGGGCGGUGAAACCAAGAGGAUCAUCAUCAUCCAUGAAUGACACCACAGCCGAACAACAAUCAGCAUCCACAUCAGCGUUUUCGAGAGAAAGCAUUAUCUUCGGUGGUGGUGAUGAACAACAGAAUUCUUGUGCAACAAUAAGCAAUACUCGUAGCCGGUCGCAUUCGGAGCCUGCUUCCGAGAUGAAGGAGGAAGGCGAGGAUUCAGCAAUGGCCAUGCGACGAGCUAUUUCCCAUGGUGGUGUACCUGUGUCAGAAAGCCUCCUUGCAUCGCCAUCGUGCCUUUUGGAAUUACCCCCAGUGUUAUGUCAUAUUUGCGAACGUUGGGUGGUGGUAGCCUUUUUUGAACAACAUGCCGAAUUAUGUGUUGAGGUACAUCGGACCGAAAUGGAUGUGAUUAUCUGCAAUGACAAUCUCAAGGAGGCAACCUAUCACGUUCAGCAAUUGCUUGAAGCGCUUGAAUCACCUGAUAAUGGACCUACAGCGGCGGACAUCAAAGAGGAGGAGAAGAACAAUGAAAGCAGUGAUUCCAUCUUUGGUGAUUGUUUACCUGUUGAGGAACAAGACCCACUUGAAUUGCAAGAAUCAGAACGUGCCGUGUACAAGAGUCUAUUGGAGAUCUUGGACGUUGCAUUUGGUAUCCCAACCCCGGGUACAGAUGAAUUUGAUCAAGAUCAAAAAUGGCGUGACGCUAUGAUUGAAAUCCUUUAUUGGCGACCACCUCAUGUGGAUGAUUCAGAAUUGACUUCCUUGAUACGAGAUGUGGAGGCAUUAACGAAGGCCAAGGUAGAAGCUGUCAAUCGCAUGCAGGAUCGUUUGGAUUAUAACGAACGUGUACGUGCUGAAUACCAAGGUCGAAUGAAUGAGCGUGAGGGGUGGACCGAAUUUGUAUCAGAGGAAGGCACAGCUAUUACAAGUGGAGAUAGCAACAACGCCACCAACACCACCGCAAAGCAACAACAAAAUGAGGCGUCGGAUAAACCUAUCAAAGAAAAAGCUGUCAAAAAGUCUUUGAUUGGUCGUUUCAAGCAGUGGAAAUCAAAGAGCGUGAGUCGACUUACACGCAGGCAACAGCAGCGAAAACGAAAGGCCAAGACAAGACACACACCGCCAUCUUCAUCAUCAUCAUCAGGCUAUCGUCAGCAGCAGCAGCAGCAGCAUAAUCGACAACAAAAUCAAUUACAGACCCCUACACGCUUGGAUGUGAACAACAACCCAUCAAAGGUCAAAUCAGAAGCUUUGGGGCGAUCACCAACAUCACCAUUACCAGCACCCAUUACACCACGGCCUAGUCUUCCAAGCAUCACUGAUUUUGAUAUCAUCAAACCUAUCAGCAAAGGUGCAUUUGGAUCGGUAUUCUUGGCCAAGAAGAGAACAACGGGCGAUUACUAUGCGAUCAAGUUUCUCAAAAAGUCUGAUAUGAUCGCCAAGAAUCAAGUGACCAAUGUCAAAUCGGAGCGAAUGAUCUUGAUGACACAAACCGAUAGUCCUUUUGUGACCAAGCUUUACUACACAUUUCAAUCCAAGGACUAUCUAUACCUUGUGCUCGAGUACUUGAAUGGCGGGGAUUGUUCAGCACUGAUCAAAAUGUUGGGUGGAUUACCACACGAAUGGGCGCGUAAUUAUCUUGCCGAGGUCACAUUGGGAUUGGCAUACUUGCAUAGCAACAACAUUGUUCACAGAGAUCUGAAACCAGACAAUUUGUUGAUUGAUCAAAAGGGCCAUAUCAAGCUGACAGACUUUGGAUUAUCGCGCAUUGGCUUUUUGGAUCGACGUGUUCGGGAUGAAUUAUCCAGCAGCAACAGCACCUUUGAACAUCCCCAACCACAUUCACCCGCUCCUUCACGAUCAGGCACACCACCUCAAUCACCAGCUGUAUUGGAUGAUGGCACAUUAUCAGCCAACCUUUAUCGCCCAUCGUACUUUAAUUUGCUCUUUGAUCGUGAACGUCGACGUGGAUCGAUGGCUAGCAGUGCAACAUCAGGCGAUGGAUCAAGUACACCUGUUACCGAUUUCACGCCAUCCCUUACACGAUGCGACACUGGAAGUACACAGCCACAACAAAGACAUCGAUCCAGCACAGGCUAUUCAAGUAACUUUGGUGGAAUUGCAACACCUGGCAUCAUCACACCCGGCUAUAUGCAUCCUGAACGCAUGCGUAGACAAGAAGCAUCCACAGUGGGUGCUGUUGGUACUCCUGAUUAUCUUGCCCCUGAAAGCAUUCUUGGUACAAAGCAAGAUGCAAGAGUGGAUUGGUGGGCGUUGGGAGUGAUAUGCUACGAAUUCAUAUAUGGAUUUCCACCUUUUCAUGCUGAAACAGCCGACAAGGUUUUCGAAAACAUCCUCUCGCGACGUAUCGAAUGGCAUGAAGAUGUCAUUGAAUUGCCAGCUGAGACACGUGAUUUCAUCGAGCGAUUAUUGAGCGUUGAUCCUGAAAAGCGGUUGGGUAGCAACGGAGCUGAAGAAGUCAAAGGCCAUCCAUUUUUCAAGGACAUUGAAUGGGACACGCUUUUAUCACAAUCACCAUCAUUUGUACCCAAUCCUGUGAAUGCGGAGGAUACUGAUUAUUUUGAUGCACGUGGUGCUGUGAUGAUUGAUCCGGAGAUGAAGGAUAUGGGUGGAAGAGAAGAGUUGACAUGUGCUGCCAAGGAACAGGUGGAACGAGCCAAAGCGAUCAUCCAAGAACAGAAUCCAGAGAAGCUGACAUCCAUUGGCGGCAACCAUAUUAAUGCAAAAAGUGGUGGUCAAUCUGUUGGGGAAGCUGAUUUAUCCAUGUAUCGCGAUGAUUUUGGGACAUUCGUGUACAAGAACCUGCCCAUGUUGGAGAAGGCCAAUGAGAGUGCGAUUAGGAAGAUCAGGCAAGAUAGCAUUGCUGUUGGUGGUAAUGGUGGUCGAUCGUUGCCAGCCAUUCUUUCUCGCAAAAAAGGACUUGGAAAAAGGGGAUCAAUUUUCGAUUUGGAUCUACAGCAACAGCAACCACAGCAACGGCAAUCAAUUUCAUUCCCCAACACACCUCAUAGUCUAUCGCCAUCAAGUUCUGCCAAAGUGACACCACGUAAAUCAGUUGAUCAUCCACCGCCUCCUCCACCGCCUCCACCAUCAACAUCCUCUCUUCCAGCAUCAUCUCAACCACUUAUGAUUAAAAAGUCGUCAUGGUUACCACAUCGAGCAAGAUCAGCUUCAUCACCAGGCGGUGGUAAAUCCAAUGCUUCUUUACGAAAACAACAACAUCAAUCAUUAUCUGAAAGUUAUCCCACUCCUCCACUUGAAGAACAACAACAACAAUUCUCAUCUCCAACCAUGGUCGCAUCUACCACCACUACCGAUAUGAGCGACCUGAUAUUCUCUAUUGCAGAUCCACCUCCAGCACCUCAUCCACUGGAAAAGUCGAUACCACUACCACCUUCAUCUUCAUCAUCAACAUCAGCCAACAACGCACCACGUAAAACACUGGAUUGCUUGGUGGCCGAUGACAAUCCCAUCAAUUGCAAGAUUCUCGAGACGAUCCUGACCAUGCUGGGUUGUCGUUGUGUGAUUGUACGUAAUGGAGCUCAAGCUAUUCGAUGUGCCAUGGGUGACGAUGUGCAAUUUGAUCUCAUCUUUAUGGAUAUUCGUAUGCCAAUCAUCGAUGGUGAAACAGCUUCACGAAUGAUCAAAUCUACACAAAACAUCAAUCAGCAGACGCCCAUUAUUGCAGUGACAGCCUACGAGCGAUCAGCACAACAUGCAGGUUCUUUUGACGACAUCCUCUUGAAGCCUUUGAAUCAAUCCAUGGUAUUACAACAACUUCGUCAAUUUUAUCCAUCCACCCGUAGCCGAAAACCAUCAUCCGUUUUUUCAUCAUCCUCACUUGCAGCAAUCAAAAGCAAAAGCCUAAAAGCUUAA
Messenger RNA from Lichtheimia ornata, 7386 nucleotides. RefSeq lists its product as uncharacterized. The record is from RefSeq and is a predicted model, not a curated record. Gene Ontology annotation, biological process: peptidyl-serine phosphorylation; phosphorelay signal transduction system. The transcript is spliced from 7 exons. Gene Ontology annotation, molecular function: protein serine/threonine kinase activity; ATP binding. Bases 1 to 7386 code for a protein of 2461 amino acids. Gene Ontology annotation, cellular component: nucleus; cytoplasm. NCBI's taxonomy places the organism in Eukaryota, Fungi, Mucoromycota, Mucoromycetes, Mucorales, Lichtheimiaceae.